UGGAGGUGAAAGGAGUUAUUAUGGUUUUUCCUUUCGGAUCUCCAAGGUUUGCGCUUUGUGGACUACAUCAGGCAUAUUAGUUCGUAUUAUUUUGCACGUAACUGCUUUAUAAAUCUAAAUAUUGUGGAACAUUUUUAGAUUAAAAACUUUAUAGCCUUAAUUCAGUUUAUAACGUGUGAUCUGAAGUAAGAUGGGACUGAAGCAGAGCAGUCCAGCUGCCGAAGGUGUCCGUGUCCGGGCUUACUCCAGUUCUGAUGUGCCGAUCGGCUCCGGUCCGGCGGCGGUUCUCCGGUACUACGCGGGCGGCUUGGCGGGACAGAUCGGUGAGCCAGUGCAAUAUUCAUCAGACAGACCCGGAUCAUUCCUCCAGAGCGCGAUCAUACCGACCGGCGGCCGGAGAGAUGUGACCGACGGGGAGAGAGCGCUGCUGAUCGGAUCUUUACCUGCGCACCUGUCGCCUCACCUGCUGGGCGCUGGAUUUCACUGUCCUGUGUGCUCAAAGUUUGUCUGCUCGGAUGAAAUAGACGUUCAUUUACCGAUGUGUUUCUCCAAAUCCAGACUCUGUUAUAACGAGGACGUUUUGUCACGAGACUCUGGAGAAUGCUCAAUAUGCCUGGAUGAAAUGAUUCAAGGGGACACCAUCGCAAGACUGACCUGUCUCUGCAUCUACCACAAAGGGUGUAUUGAUGAAUGGUUUGAGGUCAACAGGUCGUGCCCAGAACACCCCACGUAUUAAGCUGCUUUCUCCAAACAUUUGUGUUUUGUUGUUGAUAAUGAUGACAUUGUGUUAAGCACACUACACAGACAAUUUCAACAAGUUCUGCCAGGUUGAAUCUCAAGAAAACUGUCAAGAAAUGUCCGAGUCAUAUUUCACCCAGAAAUAGAAAAUGCAUAAAUUGUAUUUUGCAUAAAGGAAACGUAGAUAUUUUAGGAAGAAAAUCACAGUAGCCUACAGUAAUGUGAAAAAAGCCCAUGUGUAAGUAUUUAGUAGUUGUUGGACUGAGUUUUGUACCCUAUUCUUUUGUACCGAUUAAUAAA
This is a messenger RNA of Xyrauchen texanus (razorback sucker), 1038 nucleotides long. RefSeq names its product E3 ubiquitin-protein ligase znrf2-like. The transcript has 4 exons. The coding region runs from base 191 to 736 and encodes 181 amino acids. The record is from RefSeq and is a predicted model, not a curated record. NCBI's taxonomy places the organism in Eukaryota, Metazoa, Chordata, Actinopteri, Cypriniformes, Catostomidae.